AUGCCGCAGCCACCCGUCCCGAAGAGCUACUCGCUGUUCCAGCGCACAGUUCGCUUGGUACAGACAUCAAUCCGUCGCUUGGACCGCUGGGCUGCAGUGCGUGUGCCUGGUCUACCGAAUCCGCCUGAAGAAGAGGAGAGACGACGUAAGCCUCACUUUGUGGACCUGUGGGAGCUCACAUUGUCCGACCACUGCCGUAUCUUCCACGAGGUAUGGCAAGAGUACAAGGCGUCGUUUGCCAAACCCAGCGAUGAAGAACUGCAACGCAGUAAGGAGGAUGUGAAACGCGUAGUACAAGCAGUCAGUGGUCAGGUUUCAAGCACUGCACGCAAGAAUUUGACGUUCAUUGACACGAGUCUGGAAGGUUUCAAAGUACACAACAAUCUCCACAAACUUGGAGAGCAGGGAGCUACGAACGCUGAUUUUUUGAAUAAGGAGAUUAAGCACGCGGUGGAAGGUGUGGAUACCGAUGCGGUGAUCAACCGUGCAAAGCAGGUGGUGGAAGACAAUACUAGCAAAGACGACGUAGCUACGACUGUCAAGAAGAACGUGGACGAACUUCGUGGUCUUGUGAAAGAAGGAAGAGAUGCUGCCUUGCGUCUGGAUACUCAGGAUAUUAGCACCUUCAAGAAGAGCGUCCAGUCAUGGUUUGCAGACAAAUUGCUCGUUGGUCAAUCGGUGCUAAUGGCAUUCAUAGAAGGCUACCGUGAGGGCAAAGAGAUGGAGUUAAAACGCAAGGAUGCACUGAUUAUUGCGUUCGCAAAGCAAGCAGCAGAUGAUCACAAGGGUAUUAUUGAAAAUCAGAUUAAGAAGAUAAUGGACCAGCAGCGCGAGAAGCAACGGCAGGAAGUGGAAGAUGCAGCAGCGAAGGAAACUGCAGAGAAGACUAGAAAAGCACACUUGAGUGAGAAAACGAAGCCCAUUACGACGGAGUCAGGAAGUGAAACAACAGCUGCUUCGACACAAUCAAAAUCAGCCGAUGCAUUACCGAAAGACGAUGACAAAAGAUCUACGAUGCUGACAGGCCCUAAUUCAAAAUGA
Peronospora belbahrii is the source of this 1041-nucleotide messenger RNA. The record is from the annotation of a GenBank genome assembly. Lineage: Eukaryota; Oomycota; Peronosporomycetes; Peronosporales; Peronosporaceae.